Molecule: messenger RNA, 252 nt
Organism: Cylicocyclus nassatus
Lineage: Eukaryota; Metazoa; Nematoda; Chromadorea; Rhabditida; Strongylidae
Source: the annotation of a GenBank genome assembly
AUGAUCUACGAAUUUGGCAUCAUAGACUCGAACAAGACCGAAGACAGUGAAGACAGAGGAUUGCGUCCUUUCCAGACCGCUAUGGAUAGUGUAGCUCUCGAAAAAGCGGCUACAGGACUUCCCAUCCUUAUACACCAACACAGGCAAUACCGUCAAUGCGAAAUAUGCCAGCAUUGGAAUCGGGCGAAACGGCCACGAGUUGACUGCAUCACUGGUCCGUUUCGCAACUGGAGGUCAACCGGUGGCAAGUGA